AUGCCAAGUCAGAAUGCAACAGAUGUCUACCGGUUGAAGUGUGGAUUUGCGCCCUAUGCACUUAAUCAGCUCGACUGCACACUCUUUCAGCCAAGCAAUGAAAACCGAAUAUACUACCCAAGUUUCCAACAGUUGAUGAGCGAGAUCAGUACCAGUGAUAAUGUUCCCACCACAAAUGGAGCUGAUGAGGAUUAUCAUCUCAUUCCAGGAGACAUGGCUGUGAAUCCUGGAACAGAAGAUGGCAUUCUAAGUGGAGACGCCUGGUGGUUCCCACAAGUUAGCAGGGGUCUUGCAACAACUAAAACAUCAAAUGGCUGUCAUGUUCCAGGAUUCUAG
This is a messenger RNA of Porites lobata, 336 nucleotides long. The record is from the annotation of a GenBank genome assembly. Lineage: Eukaryota; Metazoa; Cnidaria; Anthozoa; Scleractinia; Poritidae.